Molecule: messenger RNA, 1498 nt
Organism: Drosophila busckii
Lineage: Eukaryota; Metazoa; Arthropoda; Insecta; Diptera; Drosophilidae
Gene: DNApol-alpha50
Product: DNA primase small subunit
Exons: 3
Coding region: 188-1483 (431 amino acids)
Biological process (GO): DNA replication, synthesis of primer
Cellular component (GO): alpha DNA polymerase:primase complex
Source: RefSeq, a predicted model, not a curated record
AAGUUGUAAAAACGCAGCGCGUUGGCCGCCGACAAUUAUAUAGAAGUUUAGUGAUAUAUUGUUAAAUUAAAUACAUAAAAAGUAACCUGCGUGAAAUAAUAAACGUUCUAAAGUGUGAAAAGCUUGGUGGUGCGCUGAAAUCAUUCCAAAAUUAACACAACUAAGUUUUUACUAUAAGCACUAAGUCAUGCCAGAACAAGAAACAACACAGGAGACAACUCCAAAUGAGCAAAAGGUGUCUACCUAUGAUCCUGCGAUACUGCCGGAUAUGCUGCCUGUCUACUAUAGAAGACUUUUUCCACAUGAGCCCUUCUAUCGUUGGCUAAGCUAUGGCAACGUGGACAAGCAAAUAUUUUUCAAUCGUGAGAUUUCCUAUACGCUACAUGAUGAUAUCUACAUACGCUAUCAAUCCUAUGAUACCCAAGCGGAGUUCGAAAAGGAUAUAUGCGUGCGUAAUCCCUUUAAGAUAGACAUAGGUCCGGUGAUGUCUUCAAGGCCUAGAAACAUGCGUGCCGUGCCUACCUCGUUGGUUCCUAUACAGCGCGAACUAGUCUUUGAUAUAGAUGCUACAGACUAUGAUGAUAUACGCAACUGUUGCUCCGGCGCAGGCAUUUGCAUAAAGUGCUGGAAAUUUAUGGUGCUGGCAGUGCGUGUGCUGGAUGCAGCGCUUAGAGAGGACUUUGGCUUUGAGCACAUCUUCUGGGUGUUCUCUGGACGUCGUGGUGUGCACGGCUGGGUCUGUGACUAUACAGCACGUACUUUGGAUGCCAGAGCACGUGGUGCAGUGGCGGAAUAUCUGAACAUUACUAGCUAUAGCAACAAUACAGCAAAGGUCAACAUAGGCGACAAACCACAUCAUAGUGUCAAGCGUGCCUUGAAGCUUGUGGAGCCCAUGUUUGAGGAGAUUAUAUUGGAGGAUCAAAAUCUCUUUGGCACACCCAAGGGUGUUGGCAAGCUUUUAGCUCUAAUAAGCGAUGAGUCUGCAAGGCAUGAAAUGGACGCCUAUCUAAAGAAAUCACAUGAAGAUGGUGCUCAUUCCAAGCUAAUCUGGGAGAGUUUUGUGCGCUUUGCCAAUUCCAUGCGCACCAGCGCUGCCAAUGUCUGGAGUCGUAAGCUUAAACAUAUUGUAGAAGAAGUGCAGCUUUGCCUGCUCUAUCCACGUCUGGACAUACAUGUAACCAAGGGCUUCAAUCAUUUGCUCAAGGCACCGUUUUGUAUACAUCCUGCCACAGGCAAAGUGUGCGUGCCCUUUAGCGCCAAUGCUGUGGCCAAGUUUGAUCCCACCACAGUGCCUAAUAUAACGCAACUGCUGCAGGAAAUCAAUGCCUAUGAUGAUAAGACCAAGAGCUAUAUAGAAAAGCCAGAGGAUAAGAGUCGCAUCAAGGAUCACAAGAAGACCAGCAUGUUUAAGGGUGUCGUGGUCUUUGAAGAGUUUCUGCGUAAGCUAGAGCGUACUUUUAAAACAGAGAGCAUGGAAUUUUAGCAACUAAAUUAAGAA